This is a messenger RNA of Bufo gargarizans (Asiatic toad), 4362 nucleotides long. Its product is annotated as gastrula zinc finger protein XlCGF26.1-like. The record is from RefSeq and is a predicted model, not a curated record. Bases 2532 to 4124 code for a protein of 530 amino acids. Gene Ontology annotation, biological process: regulation of immune system process; negative regulation of transcription by RNA polymerase II; regulation of cytokine production. The transcript is spliced from 4 exons. NCBI's taxonomy places the organism in Eukaryota, Metazoa, Chordata, Amphibia, Anura, Bufonidae.
ACUCUCACCCUCAGUGUUUUCCUGUCCCUAUGGAGCACCUACACAAAGCACCUCCGGUGAGAGGUAUCGCUUUAAGAAAACAAUCGUUAGGUACCUGUAAGUGCGGUAUUGUUGUUCUAUUUCCCUCUGCCCUCCUGCGGUAUAUUCCAAUGCUUGGCAGAGGUGUAGCACUUGAGCGAACUCGUCCCUGUUAUCGGGUGACUGUUUUCCCUCCAUAUGCCGGGGUCUCCUUUCCCUCCAGUGUGGAAGCAGGCCGCCAUGAGCACGGCAUGCCGGCAUCCAUACCUGCCGCAGGUUCGGCGCUAUGGCCUUUCCGGGUGGGGGUGGAGCUAGGCUGCAGUGGAGAGUGCGUGCGCAUACCAGUGACGUGUGAGAAACCAUAAAAGUAUCUCACAACUUAUUACUCAAAAAACACCUAAAUGUAUUUUCAGACAAUACAACAAUGGUAGCCUAUCUAAAACAGCAGGGGGGCACGAAAUCUCCAGGUCUAAAGAAGCUUGCAGAACAAAUCUUCAUCAAAUGUUCUUUCCGUUACAGCCGUCCAUUUGAAAUGCUCCGAAAAUAUAGAAGCCGACUACCUCAGCAGGAAGACUCUAGACCCCGGGAAGUUGUCUCUGUGCCAGGAAAUUUUUCUGAAGAUUUGCAAAAAAUGGCGAACACCCCAAGUAGGCCUAUUUGCGUCUAAACAAAACGCAAAAGUAGAUCGAUUCUGCUCCCUAAAUCCCAGAGACCAUCCUUGGUUAAUGGGCGCUUUCUCCGUCAAGUGGACGUGGGAUCUAGCGUGCGCCUUUCCUCCUUGGGCUCUAAUUCCCAGAGUCUUGCAAAAAAUAUCGAGGGAUCCAGUAACGGUAAUACUGGUAGUCCCAUAUUGGCCCAAGAGAAGCUGGUUCUCCAUCCUAAAGGAGCUGGCCAUGGAGGACCCAUGGGAAAUUCCAUACCAAGCAAACCUUUUAUCUCAAGGUCCGAUCAUACAUCAGAACCCCAGCCUAUUCAGAUUAUCGGCAUGGAUUCUGAGGGCGAAAUGUUUAAAAGCAAGGGCCUGUCAGGAAAGGUUAUUAAUACUCUGAAAUCCAGCUGCAAGAAAGUCACCACGGCUAUUUAUCUUAAAAUAUGGAAGAAAUACUGCUCCUGGCUAGGGGAUCCCUCUCCCAAUAAAUCUCCCCCUUGCAUCCCGAAAAUUUUGGAUUUUCUCCAAAGGGGCCUGGACAUGGGACUUAAACCAAGUACGUUAAAAGUACAAAUUUCCGCAUUGGGAGCCUUCUAUGACUGACCUAUCCAGCCACAGGUGGAUUUGGAGGUUCAUAUGGGCAGCGUCCAGAAUAAGACUGUCCCUUACCCAGAGGGUACCACAAUGGGACUUAUAUAUUAUAUUGAGAGGUCUGACGAAGCCCCCAUUCACACCUUUGUCAGACAUUUCUAUCAAACACCUGUCGUACAAGACGGCAUUUCUAAUCGCCGUCUUAGGGGAAAUCCAGGGCCUAUCCUGCUGAGAACCCUACUUUUUGGUAUUUCCAGACAGAAUUGUACUUAAAUUAGAUCCGGGUUUCCUUCCCAAGGUGGUAUCCGACUUCCACAGGGACCAGGAAAUCACUCUGCCAUCCUUCCCUACAGACGUUCUUAGCCCAGACGAGACACAAUUCCAUCUUCUGGAUGUAAGAGAGGCCAUUAUCCUGUAUCUCAGUCACCAAAGAUUUUAGGAAAGAUGAUAACCUCCUAGUUCAGUUUGCAGGGCAGAACAGGGGGAAAAAAGUUUCCAAAGCCUCUAUUGCGCGCUGGAUUAAAUCUACCAUCUCAUGCUGUUACUUCAUGGUAGGUCUGUCUAGCCCGACCAACAUUAGAGCCCAUUCCACCAGGGCAAUGGCAUCCUCUUGGGCAGAGAAGGCUGACGUUUCACUGGAUACCAUCUGCAAAGCUGCUUCCUGGUCAAGUAUAAACACGUUCAUAAAACACUAUCGUGUUAAUGUUUCAGCUGGGGCAGAUUUGUCCUUUGGUCAAAAAAUUCUGCAAGCUGCUAUUACCCCCCCCCCCCCCCCCCCCACACACACACACACACACACACCAAAUAAUCUGGAUUCUAUGGUAGCCGUCAUGGUGGAUGAUGAGAAAAACCGUAAUUGGACUUACCAGUAAUUUUGUUUCCUUAAAUCCACCAUGACUGCUUGGAUAUUUCCACCCUGUAUAGAUUUAAGAUCUGGGUGUGACGUAAUUCGCCCAAAAAAUAUAUAUACCUAUUUAGAUAAGCUUUAUUUUAUAGACACUUGGGCUGCACCCACUUUGGUAAUUUGUAAAACACUGAGGGUGAGAGUGGGUGGUGGCCAUUUAAACUCGGUGUUCCUGCCCCUAUAGAGGACAAAGGUCAUCUCUCUAUGCUAGCCAUCAUGGUGGAUUAAAGGAAACAAAAUUACCGGUCAGUCUAAUUACGUUUUUUGGGAAUAUGUAUACUGCUUUAAUUUUUUAUUUUUUGUUCACUGUCUUUUUGCAUGGAGGAAUGGGAGUAUUCAGAAGGACACAAGGAUCUGUAAAAGAACAUUAUGAUGGAGACUCGCAAACCUCUCACAUCACUAGACAGCUCACCAGAGAGAUGUUCGAAUCUUCUUUCCUCCCAAGAUUUUCCAGACGAUGAGGAUGAUAGUCUUCAGAGUUUGCACAUCAUUAUUAAAGAAGAGAUUAAAAAUGAAGAAGAAGAGAUUCCUGUUUGCAUUGAACAGGAUGAAGCAACUAGAGAUAUGGAUAGAGAAGAACAUCUGGAGGACAGCAGGAGCUCCUCGGAUAGCCAACUUUCUUUCACGUUGAACUGUAAGAUAGAAGAUGAUGACUUCAUGCAGUAUUCCCAUUCAGUCCUUCAGGACACGGAUCUCUCUGAUCAGGAUGAAUGUGUUGACAGUAACGUGGAGACUAUACACUGUGGUAGCAAUGGUGGUAAAAUGUUUCCAUGCACUGAAUGUGAUAAAUGUUUUACCCAGCAUGCAGCACUUAUUAGGCAUCAGAGAAGUCACACAGGGGAGAAACCCUUUCCAUGCUCUGAAUGUGGUAAAUCCUUUACACGCAAAUCAAUCCUUGUGGAACAUAUGAGAAUUCAUACAGGGGAGAAGCCAUUUUUGUGUGGUGAAUGUGGUAGACGUUUUACGCAGAAGUCCAGUUUUGCUGUGCACCAGCGCAUCCAUGCAAAAGAGGAAUCCUUCAUUUGUUCCUAUUGCGGGAAAGGUUUUACAGAGAGAUUAAAUAGUUGCACAAAGGGGGAAGAGAUCUCCUGCUUUUACUGCAGGGAGAAGGCUACACAGAAGACAGAAUCUGUAGAACACGGCGUAAGCAAGAAGCCAUUCACGUGUUCUGAGUGUGGAAGGUGUUUUACUAACAAAUCUAAACUUAACACCCAUGAGAAAAUUCACAACGGUGAAAAGCCGUAUUCAUGUUCUGAGUGCAAAAAAUCUUUUUUGCGCAAGUCCGUUCUUGUGGAGCACCACAGGAUCCACACAGGAGAGAAGCCGUUUACAUGCUCUAAAUGUUGGAAGUCUUUUACCCAGAGGUCAGGGCUUGUCAUGCAUCAAAAGGUACACGCAUGUGAGAAGACCUUUUCUUGUUUAGAUUGUGGUAAACAAUUUAUGCAAGCAUCAAACAGUCAAGAGGAGGAGCCAAUGUCUUGUCCAGAGUGCCAAGAGUCUGGUAUUGAUGGGGACUCUCUUGAUGAACCCCUAAAAUAUCACACAGGUUUGGAGGGCUUGAAUUGUGAGAAGUCAAACGGUUCUACGAAUCACAAGGUCCCAGCCCGCGAGGAAUCCUUUCAUUGUUCUCAAUGUGGAAAGUCCUUUAUGUACAGAUCAGAGCUAAUGAAGCAUGAGAUUAUUCACACAGGUGAGAAGCCAUUUUCAUGUUUUGAUUGUGGCAAACGGUUUAACCAGAAAACCAACCUCCUUCAUCAUCUCACAAUACACACUGGUGAAAAGCCCUUUCAAUGUUCAGAUUGCAGCAAAAGUUUUCGACUGAAAGCAAGUUUCCUAGCCCAUCAGAGAGUUCAUUCAGGUGAGAAGCCCUACUCGUGUCCUGAUUGUGGCAAGUGUUUUACACAGAAGUCAAAUCUGCUUAGACACCAAGUUCUCCACAAGUUAACAGCUGAUAAUGUAUAAUACUUCUGUAGCGGGAAGACUAGAAGUGAUGUACAUCUUCUGGAUUUACUUUUUAAUGGGACAUUGUUGUCUUAAGUGUUUUAUUUUUUAUAAGUUCUCAUAGAUUUUUAUUUUUUAAAUGUGACUGUACUUAUAAAUGUCAAGUAACCUAGUCUGUUAAUCAGGCAACAAAUGCAACGUUUGUCUCAUUAUUUCUCCUAAAGCAUAAAGUGUUACUCUCAGUAAACAGAUGAGAAGA